CUGUUACGGGGGGUACAGUAUGUAUAUCAAUGACACAGAUUUGGUGGUGAGGGGUACAUUGCUUGACUGUAGAGGACUAGUCUGGCUGCUAAUCUUGACAAGGCAGUGGAUCACUUCUGCCGAUGAUGGCCGUGGUGCAUGUUCUGAAUCGGGCCAUGAUCCCGAACCAAGUCCGGCUCUGAGGGAGAUUGCCAGUGAGAGACGAGACGUGGACGAGGCCGAAAGCCGGAAAGCUAUAUUGAGCUCCUCGCGACCACACCCAACCUCCACAGUCACUUCGACCCCUCCCCCUCGAGACAGGACCUACAAACAUCACAGGCAGAAGCGUUGAAGCGUCAAGCGCAAACACACCCACCCACCCAUAUAUCCACACACAUACACAACACACAGACCCAACAAAAUGGCCUUCACCACAAAGGCAACCAUCGCCUCCUUCGGCGGCCGCCUCCUCAAGCUGUCGCACCAGUCGGCCACGACGGGCACCGAGAUGGCCGUGCACCUAUACGUGCCGCCGCAGGCCUUCCGCGACGGCAAGAAGGUGCCCCUCCUCAUGUACCUGUCAGGCCUCACGUGCUCGCCCGACAACUGCGCCGAGAAGGGCUUCUUCCAGCACGGCGCGGCCCGCGCGGGCGUCGCCGUCGCCUACCCGGACACGUCGCCGCGCGGCCUGUCCCUGCCCGGCGAGGACGACUCGUGGGACUUUGGGUCCGCGGCCUCGUUCUACGUCGACGCCGAGAGGGAGCCGUACGGGAGGAACUACAAGAUGGAGACGUACCUGACCAAGGAGCUGCCGGCGCUCCUGUACGGCAGCGACGAGGGCGCGAGGUGGCUGGACGAGGCCAAGGGGAUCAGCAUCACGGGCCACUCGAUGGGCGGCCACGGCGCGCUGACGCUGUACCUCAAGAACCCGGGCAUGUACCGCAGCGCCAGCGCCUUUGCGCCCAUCGCGAACCCGACCAGGUGCCCCUGGGGCGAGAAGGCGUUUGCGGGCUACCUGGGCGACGACAGGGAGGCGUGGAAGAGACACGACGCGACGGAGCUGGUCAAGGGGUGGAAGGGUGGGGAUCUCAAGAUGCUGAUCGACGUGGGCACCGGAGACAAUUUCUACAAGCAGAAGCAGCUCCUCCCCGAGAACUUUGAGCAGGCCGUCAAGGAGGCCGGGCACACGGGGCUGAACCUGAGGUAUCAGGAGGACUACGACCACUCAUACUACUUUAUGGCUUCAUUCAGCGACGACCACAUCAACCACGCCGCCAAGUACCUUGACGCUUAGGUUGGCCUCGACACCGCAGCUUAGGGUAACCCUAGCCGCAGAGCACAGCAAGCCUCGGGCGGUAUGGAGAGGGGUUCCCUGCCACCAGCUUAUACUCACAAGAGGAACCCAAGCACUCAGCGGCAAGGCGAGAACGAGCACGCAUCUUCAAUAACACAUGCGCUCAAAAGCGUAAUCAACGUCUUGCCGCCAGUGAGAUUAUGUACCUCGUGAAUAAUAUUACUAUGGACAAAGAAUCCUGCCUUUUGCUUCCAGCGAAACCAAAGUGCAAAAAAGAAACAAGCCGCAGCCGCUGGUACAGACCACAGAUCACCAUUCUCCAAUUAGGGAGGGCUCCUUGAGCUGUCUUUCGGUAUCCAAAGCAAAAAGAUGAAGAAGAUAGCAAAGCGUAG
This is a messenger RNA of Gaeumannomyces tritici R3-111a-1, 1665 nucleotides long. Its product is annotated as S-formylglutathione hydrolase. Gene Ontology annotation, biological process: formaldehyde catabolic process. Gene Ontology annotation, cellular component: cytosol. The record is from RefSeq and is a predicted model, not a curated record. Gene Ontology annotation, molecular function: S-formylglutathione hydrolase activity. The transcript has 4 exons. The coding region runs from base 401 to 1273 and encodes 290 amino acids. Lineage: Eukaryota; Fungi; Ascomycota; Sordariomycetes; Magnaporthales; Magnaporthaceae.